Molecule: messenger RNA, 492 nt
Organism: Peronospora matthiolae
Lineage: Eukaryota; Oomycota; Peronosporomycetes; Peronosporales; Peronosporaceae
Source: the annotation of a GenBank genome assembly
AUGACCGGGACCCCUGAUACCUCGGAGACGGGUAAGACCGCAGCACCUGAGCUGCCGGCGCUGCAGGAGUUCACGCUAGAAGACGUGAAGCCACACAACACGGCGGAAGAUUGCUGGAUGGUGAUUCGUGACGGGGGGAUCCGCAAGGUCUAUGACGUGACGCGUUUUCUGGACGACCACCCGGGCGGACCAGAGAUUAUGGUAGACGUGGCUGGACAGGACGCGACCGACGAGUUUGAGGACAUCGGGCACUCCAAUGACGCGCGUUCGCAGCUCAAGAAGUUCGAGAUUGGCAAGAUCAAGGGUGACGUGGUCGAGGCAGUGGCUACGAAGGCUAGUGGUAGUGGGAGCUCGACCACCUUCAGUGGUCGACAGGACAUUAGUGGGCAAAACGGUCCGCUCUAUACCGUGCUAGUAGCUGUAGUGGCUAUUGCUGUGGUCUACUUUAAAUACUGUUGCUUCAACGAAGUACCUGAGAAAAACGCGCAGUAG